Molecule: messenger RNA, 520 nt
Organism: Paramecium primaurelia
Lineage: Eukaryota; Ciliophora; Oligohymenophorea; Peniculida; Parameciidae
Source: the annotation of a GenBank genome assembly
AUGAGAAACAACGAAUAUGACUUUUAUGUAGAUGAUCAAAUCCAUCUUUAAAAAUAUCAGUUUACUCUAAAAUGCAAAUAUCACACAAAAAUUUCAACUUUAAAAUAGUAUUUGUAAAAAUACAUCAAAAAAAAUUUUGACAUUAUUCAUAAUGAUGUUACUCUAAAUGAAUCUAUGACUUUGGAUGAGGUUUUCUCUAGAUAUUGCUAAAAUACAAUCAUUCUAUUGAUAAAAUCAGAUCCAAUGAUUGAUGUCUUAGUUAAACAUUCAAUUCAGUAUCAAAAUUUAAGAAAGUCAAGACCAACUUCAAAUGAAGGUGUAGAUGAAAUAUUACCUAUAGAAAUAAAAAAGGAGAAAGAAGAUAUAAAAGUAUAAGAUUUAAAUAAUGAAUUGGACACAUUAUCAACUACUACUUAAAAAAAAUGUACUAAUUGUGGAAUUUAAAAUAAAAUGAUUGAGAGCUAUGAAAGUUCUAUAUCAAAUUUAAUAUAAGAAAAUGAAUAACUAUAAAUUAGGAUGA